ACGGGGAAGGGGGGAUCCAGAGUCCCUCUCACAGCCUGUUUUCUCCACAAAACUUGGACGCUACACAGGAUACAAAAAAUACCAUCUAAUCGGAGCAAGCCUAAGAAGCAAGAAGGCUCUUUCAAGGUUUGGGGAAUAGAUGGAUGAGAACUGAAACUUGGAAGGCUGUUUGUUUCCCCCCUCCCCUCUUAUUCUGCUGGAUUGGCUGAACAGGCUAGAAAAUGGUAAAUGAUCAUUUGGAUCAAUUACAGGCUUUUAGCUGUGUUGUCUGUCAUAAUUCAUGAUUCUGGUCUGGGAAAAAGACCAACAGCCUACGUGCCAAAAAGGGGGCAGAGUUUGAUGAAGUUGGAGGUACUUUUAUAUACCAUUUUCCUCCACACCUAGCGGAAGGCACUUUUCCAGACACACUGUAGAGGGGGAAUCAUGUUUGACUGUAUGGAUGUUCUAGCAGUGAGCCCUGGUCAAAUGCUGGAUUUCUACACUGCAAGUCCGUCUUCCUGCAUGCUCCAAGAGAAGGCUCUGAAAGCAUGCUUCAGUGGAUUGGCACAAACAGAGUGGCAACACCGGCACAGUGCUCAAUCGAUUGAAACUCAGAGCACGAGUUCUGAGGAACUUGUUCCCAGCCCGCCUUCUCCGCUUCCUCCUCCUCGUGUUUACAAGCCCUGUUUUGUAUGUCAGGACAAAUCUUCUGGAUAUCACUAUGGUGUCAGCGCUUGCGAGGGAUGUAAGGGUUUUUUCCGCAGAAGCAUUCAGAAGAACAUGGUUUAUACAUGUCACCGAGAUAAGAACUGUGUUAUUAAUAAAGUCACUAGAAAUCGUUGCCAGUACUGCAGACUGCAGAAGUGCUUUGAAGUGGGAAUGUCCAAAGAAUCUGUCAGAAACGACAGAAACAAAAAGAAGAAGGAGCCUUUAAAGCAGGAGUGUAUGGAGAAUUAUGAAAUGACGGCAGAGUUGGAUGAUCUCACAGAGAAAAUCCGAAAAUCUCACCAGGAAACAUUCCCUUCGCUCUGCCAGCUGGGCAAAUACACAACGAACUCAAGUGCAGACCAUAGAGUUCGACUGGAUCUUGGGCUUUGGGACAAAUUCAGUGAGCUUGCUACAAAGUGCAUUAUUAAAAUAGUGGAAUUUGCAAAACGGUUGCCUGGUUUUACAAGUUUGACCAUUGCAGACCAGAUUACACUUCUUAAAGCUGCGUGCUUGGACAUCUUGAUCCUUAGAAUUUGCACAAGAUACACGCCCGAACAAGACACAAUGACGUUUUCUGACGGCCUUACACUGAACCGAACUCAGAUGCAUAAUGCUGGAUUUGGUCCCCUGACUGAUCUUGUGUUCACGUUUGCCAACCAGCUCCUGCCCCUGGAAAUGGAUGACACGGAAACUGGCCUGCUUAGUGCCAUCUGCUUAAUCUGUGGAGACCGCCAGGACCUCGAAGAACCAGCAAAAGUAGAUGAACUACAGGAGCCAUUGCUGGAAGCUCUCAAAAUUUACAUCAGAAAAAGAAGACCCACCAAGCCUCAUAUGUUUCCAAAGAUCUUAAUGAAAAUCACAGAUCUACGUAGUAUCAGUGCGAAAGGUGCUGAACGUGUUAUUACACUGAAAAUGGAAAUCCCUGGAUCUAUGCCACCUCUUAUCCAAGAAAUGUUGGAGAACUCAGAAGGACAUGAACCACUGACACCAAGCUCAACUGGGACUACAGCAGAGCACAGUCCUAGCAUCUCCCCAAGCUCAGUGGAUAACAGCAGUGUCAGUCAAUCCCCUCUGGUGCAAUAAGACAUUCUCCAGCUACAUUGCUAACAUUUUAUGGGCAGGGAUGACAUGUAAGCAGAGUCUUUACUGCUGCUUAUUUUCUGGACUUAUAUUUACACUUAACUACAACAAGGACCAAGAAAUGUUCAUAUGUAUCCAUCCAUAUUAUAUAAUAUACAUACAACCCCCCAAACAGAUGCCUUGCAGCUUAACUAGAAACCAUAAAUGUUUGAAAUACUAAAUUACCUAGUUCAUGAAACAGGAAACUAGUCAAGCUUCAGUUGUUUUUUCUGAAAGUCCAAGAUUGCAAGGUAACAAGACAUAUCUCAAACAAGAGGUUAAAAUUAUGGUUGUACAGUUUGAUGACUUUGUACAUAAAAAUAUAUGGAACUGUCCUUUCUCUACUGGAUGUUCAGUGCUUUUCUUUUUUCUUCCAUACAUAAAAGGACCCAGAUAUCAUGUUUAUGAAAUGGACUGUUUACAUGUCCAAAUAAAAAAGGUCUAAGAGAGACAUUCUAAUUUAGUUAGAAUGAAGAAUUGUCAUUGCUCUUUUUUAUGGCCUGUUUGUAUUUCUUUCCCAGUAAAAGGAUAUAAAGAAAUUCACUGCACUACCAGAAGGAACUUCUGUAUACACAUAACUGCCAGAUCAGUUAUUUGGAUGUAAUCUGUUUUACUGUUAAUGUCACUUUAAAAUUUACAAGGGGAUUUAUUACUUGGUUGACAUCUCUACAUUUAAAAAUAAAUACUAAAUUUUUACUUCAGUUAUAGCCUUCAAGGCAGAAACACUUUUCAGUGUUAUGUUUUUUGUUUACUUGUUCACAAACCGUUAGGGGAAAUUUCAUGAGAUAAUAAUGAACAGGCAUACUCACUACCUCUGAAUUGGUGGAACACUAGUGAAAAACAACCGUGGAAAGACUGCCCCCCAGCCCCACAAUCCUCCUCUCUGGCAACAACGGGCUGUCGCUAGAAUACCCAAAAGCAGAGAGAAUCUGCCUCUAUGACUUUGUUAAUCACCAUAAAACAGAGUGGAAAAUGUGGUAGAAUGGUUACAAUUUUUAAGUGUCAGU
Molecule: messenger RNA, 2813 nt
Organism: Rhineura floridana
Lineage: Eukaryota; Metazoa; Chordata; Lepidosauria; Squamata; Rhineuridae
Gene: RARB
Product: retinoic acid receptor beta
Exons: 8
Coding region: 424-1770 (448 amino acids)
Biological process (GO): regulation of transcription by RNA polymerase II; retinoic acid receptor signaling pathway; cellular response to corticotropin-releasing hormone stimulus
Cellular component (GO): nucleus; transcription regulator complex
Molecular function (GO): nuclear glucocorticoid receptor binding; nuclear receptor activity; zinc ion binding
Source: RefSeq, a predicted model, not a curated record